This is a messenger RNA of Huiozyma naganishii CBS 8797, 1944 nucleotides long. RefSeq names its product Zn(2+) transporter ZRG17 (gene ZRG17). Bases 1 to 1944 code for a protein of 647 amino acids. The record is from RefSeq and is a predicted model, not a curated record. Lineage: Eukaryota; Fungi; Ascomycota; Saccharomycetes; Saccharomycetales; Saccharomycetaceae. The transcript has a single exon.
AUGGAGGGAGCACCAGAAAACGAGAACGCCGCUGGAGGUGCCGGGAAGGGCACAGUUGAGGGCAAUUUUACUGUACCGGUGAACCCGAGGCUACACUCUGCGAAUGGAACCCCCGUGAUGAACUCAAUCCAGGAGGAGGAGUCGCCAGAGACCGCCAAUGCGAUCUUCCAGACACCGUACCUGAACCUUGAGAAAAACAGAUCAUCCGUGUACCUGGACAUGGAACCGACACCCGGUUCGUUGAACAAGUCUGCGUUUGCAUCGCCAAAAUUGGCCCGUCCAAACUCGUCGUUCUACGGCGUUAAGGACGGGAACAGCUCGAGCUCAAGUAUCAUCUAUAACCCUUCUUUCUCCUUCGGAGGUGCCAAGGAUAACAACAACACCAGCACCGAUGCUACUGCUACUACGAAUUUGGGUGGUACUGGUAGCCCCAAGUUCAACACCACGUCUAACGAACAUGAGGCCUUCAACCAGAGACGAAGAGGGUCUACGAAGUAUAUACCUGGCGUGAGGUUGGGUCCACCAACCUCUAGAAACAGGUCUCCGGUUCGAUCGCCCUCCCCCGAUCGGACCAAGAAAUCGUCGACGAUGCUGGACUCCCCGUUCAACUUCAACACCACGUCGUUGAACCCUCAUACACCGCCGGCGUCUGCGUCGCGGGCACAGUUCAGAAAGGGCCACAGGUACAAACACUCGUCUGUCUCGAUGAACUUCUUCCAGGAACCUGAGGUCAAGAUCCCUCUCAAUAUAGCCAAAUCGCUGCCGAUCCCGGAUCUCCGCGACAUCCUGCACAACCUGUCCUGGCCCAAAGCCUACUCCCAAUUGCUGGUGGUAAGCUUGCAAGUGGCGGCCUGUUUGAUAACGUACGAGCUGGGCCAUUCGCACUCGUGGAAUGACUACCUUACGUUAUCACACUUCAUUGCAUACGAUAUCGUCGGGUCGCUCGUCAUAAUAUUUGUGGAGACGUUGAGCCAGUUUGAAGUGUGGUUCACGGGAAGUUUGACCUUCCCCUUUGGUCUGAACCGGAUAGAUGUCUUGCUGAGCUUUGCAUCAGCGGUGUCACUAUGCUUUGUUGGCCUGGAUCUGAUCUUCCAUGUCGUGGAGGAGAUAGUCGUUGUGUUUGUGGAGGCUCCCAAGAGUGAACAUCACGACAACAUUGCUGCAACGAUACCACAUUCACACUACUCGACCAAGGAUGGGGAGUCCAUAAUACAGGGCAACAAUUUGAGACUAUGGUAUACAGUAUUGGGUGUUAACGCGCUCUUGGCCGUUCUCUCACUGUCCAAGAUAUACAACGUGAAUGCCAACUGUAAGCUGAAGACGAAGAACCCGCUGGUCACGAUGGCAUACAUCCUUUACCUUGUUGUGUUCCCCUUCUUGGAAGGUGGCGCACUAUCCAACAUAUCCGACUAUCUAGCGACUCUUUUGAUUGCGACCUUCAUCAUAAUACAUGGGUACACUAUUGCAGGAUGGACUUCGACGAUCCUGCUGAAUGGGUUUUCCACGACUGAAAUGGCUGGUCUGGCUCUACUAGACUACAACAGUGAUCAAUCCCUUGCGGCACAGGACACCACCGCGGAAAUAUCCUCGAAGGAGGGAAGUCAAGCAGUAAAGGGGAAUACUAGGCCUAGGUCGUACACGCAUCUGCCCACGUCCACUGUACAGACGCGGAAGAAAAAGUCUUUGAAUCACGACCCAAGUGUGGUGAAGUCGCUGAUCAAGGACAACAUCGAGAACUUACCGGAGUUCAAACACAAAUGUGACAUGAAGAAUUCGGGUCUGCUGAUUAGCAAAAUAAGUUUCGACCUGUAUAUUGUACUGAUUAAUGUAACGCUUCGAAAUGGGUCCAACGAAGAGGAGCAACGACUCUUCUUAGCGAUCGAUAAGUGCGUCAAGCGGUACCUGCCUUACUCCGAGACCACCAUAGAGAUAGAUAGAAUAUAA